AUGGUAUCAGCCCCCAAGACAGCUCUGAAGCCUCAGUCAACUGACAAUCUCACACCUGUGACACAGUGCGUGCCAACUAGGGAAGCCGAGGUGCCUGAGGCCAUAUCCCAAAGUGGUUUGCAGCAUCCGUUGUACUGCGUUGUUGGAGGCAAGCUUCACCUUGGGCAUAACUGCUUUAUUCCCCUGGAGAAGUUUGCCUUCAUCCAACAAGGUACAACGGAUAAGAAGCUCGUGAAGAACCUGGCAAGACAUUUUUGGUCUCAGGAACAGAUUUCAGCUCGCAGUAUACCGUGCAGCCGUGCCGCAGGCCUGGCCUCAAUGUGCCCGUCAAGCAGCAAGCCACACCUCAGAAGAUGGAAUGGCACGCUAUAUUGACAGCCAUAGUACUGGUCAAUCAAAGGAAGUCAGGCUCGAAGUCAUCCGGAAAAGCCUGGCCGAC
This is a messenger RNA of Ornithodoros turicata, 439 nucleotides long. RefSeq lists its product as uncharacterized. The record is from RefSeq and is a predicted model, not a curated record. The transcript has 5 exons. NCBI's taxonomy places the organism in Eukaryota, Metazoa, Arthropoda, Arachnida, Ixodida, Argasidae. Bases 1 to 375 code for a protein of 124 amino acids.